Triticum aestivum (bread wheat) is the source of this 1190-nucleotide messenger RNA. RefSeq lists its product as uncharacterized. The record is from RefSeq and is a predicted model, not a curated record. Lineage: Eukaryota; Viridiplantae; Streptophyta; Magnoliopsida; Poales; Poaceae. Bases 1 to 645 code for a protein of 214 amino acids. The transcript is spliced from 2 exons.
AUGAAGAAAAAAUUGGACACGCCCCUCGCUGCCUCCUCUCAGUUCUCCACACCCACACACUUCACAUACCUUAUCCCUUCCACUGUCUCACCACCGCUCUCAGGGAAAAAGCCGCCGCCACCGUCCUCGGUGCUCCUGGCAGUUAGGGCGAAGGAGUCCCUAGGCAUGCUGCUGCUGCGCCAACGCCUCCGGCAUCCGCACCGUCGUGGGCAACGCCAAAUACAACGCCGGUGCCGCAUAUACGCGCGCGCACCGGUUGCCGCCUCGGCCUCGGUGCGCCCGGCCGCGGAGGAGGGGGAGGAGCAGGAGCAGUGGCGCAGGAGCCGACAACGUAGACGGAGGGAGAGGAGUAGCGCGAGGGGCGCAGACGGAGGGGUCGCCGGGGACGUUUGGCGUGCCACCACACAACGGUCCCGGGCCGCCGCGGGGAGGCAGAGAAGCGACACGGGAGAAAAGCAAGAGGAUCAAUCAAAUGGAUCACACUGGCCCAUGUUGGCAAAUAAGCAUGCACCUGUGGAGCAGUUCAUCGGCGUUGUGACGUCGUCGUACACGCAGUGCGGCGAUGGCGCGGGACAGUCUUGGGUGGUGGCGGCAUGUAAAAGCCUCAUGAAGUUCAGACAAUCUGGGCGACAUCUUUGUUGGUGAAGAGCUCGGACGUGAAUGGCGCAGGGCAGGUCAGCUCGUCGCACCCGUCGUCGGGUCCAUCGUCGGCUGCGCAGGGCAGCGAUGGCACAGGUCAACCUGGACGCCUGGAUGGCAACAAAGUUCAGACAGUCUGGGUGGUACCUGUAUUGACGAAGAGCUCGUCGUUGCGGCCGUCAUCUGGUGCCUUGCCGUCUGCGCAGGGCAGCGAUGGCGCAGGUAAACCUGGACGUCUGGAUGACAAUAGAGUUCAGCUAGUCUGGGCGCUGCACCUGUGUCGCCGAAGAGCUUGUCGUUGCCGUCGUGGUCAGGUGCCUCUCCGGCUGCCCAGGGCAGCGAUGCCACGGGUUAACCUGUACGCCUGGAUGGCAACGUGGAACGGUGGAACGACGGCGGCGGGGGGGGGGGGGGAAUAAAUUGGUUGCCGCUAAUUUAGCAACUUUCUUUCUGUAUUGUUGAACAAUGCAUGCGGAACGGACGUGUGGUUUCCUUUUGCGAUUGUUUUUUUUCUCUCCAUAUAAAUUGGACGUGGGUUAUUUGAUUGUUUC